AUGGCCGACAACCUCCACAAUGCCCCCAUAGUCCUGGACAACGGCUCAGGCACAAUCCGCGCCGGCUUCGCAGGCGACGACCUCCCCAAAUGUUACUUCCCUUCUUUUGUCGGGCGGCCGAAACAUCUCAGAGUGCUAGCUGGCGCAUUAGAAGGAGAUGUGUUUAUUGGACAGAGGGCGCAGGAGUUGAGGGGCCUGUUGAAGAUCAGAUAUCCGUUGGAGCAUGGCAUUGUGACGGAUUGGGAUGAUAUGGAGAGGAUUUGGGAGUGGGUGUAUGGGGAGGGACUGAAAACUUUGAGUGAAGAGCAUCCUGUCUUAUUAACAGAACCGCCUCUCAAUCCUCGAAGUAACCGCGAUACUGCUGCCCAAAUCCUCUUCGAAACCUUUAACGUCCCCGCACUCUAUACAUCCAUUCAAGCCGUUCUCUCACUGUAUGCCUCUGGCCGAACUACUGGUAUAGUUCUGGAUGCAGGAGAUGGCGUAUCACACGCUGUACCGGUAUACGAAGGAUUUGCAAUGCCGAGCUCAAUACGGAGGAUAGAUGUAGCUGGGCGAGACGUCACAGAGUACAUGCAGCUAUUAUUACGGAAAUCAGGAUACGUUUUCCACACGAGUGCCGAGAAAGAGGUAGUGAGGAUGAUUAAGGAGAAAGUCAGCUACGUGGCAGCGGACCCGAAGAGGGAAGAGAAGGAAUGGUCUGGUGCGAAAGUUGGAGAUGGCAAGGUGGUGGAGUAUGCCCUGCCUGAUGGGAAUAAGAUCAAGAUUGGCGCAGAGCGUUUCCGCGCCCCUGAAAUCCUGUUCGAUCCCGAGAUCAUAGGCCUCGAAUACCCCGGCAUCCACCAAAUUGUCGUGGACGCCAUAAACCGCACGGAUCUCGACCUGCGGAAAUCUCUAUUCGGGAAUAUUGUCUUGUCUGGAGGAAGUACAUUGACGAAGGGCUUUGGUGACAGGUUACUGCAUGAGGUGCAGAAGUUAGCGGUGAAGGAUAUGAGGAUCAAGAUUUUUGCGCCGCCGGAAAGGAAAUAUUCCACCUGGAUUGGAGGUAGUAUUUUGGCGGGACUGAGUACUUUCAGAAAGAUGUGGGUCAGCAUCGAUGACUGGCACGAAAAUCCGGAUAUCAUCCACACGAAAUUCACAUAA
Messenger RNA from Hyaloscypha bicolor E, 1140 nucleotides. Its product is annotated as Actin/actin-like protein. The coding region runs from base 1 to 1140 and encodes 379 amino acids. NCBI's taxonomy places the organism in Eukaryota, Fungi, Ascomycota, Leotiomycetes, Helotiales, Hyaloscyphaceae. The transcript is spliced from 4 exons. The record is from RefSeq and is a predicted model, not a curated record.